Molecule: messenger RNA, 1339 nt
Organism: Mizuhopecten yessoensis (Yesso scallop)
Lineage: Eukaryota; Metazoa; Mollusca; Bivalvia; Pectinida; Pectinidae
Product: D-beta-hydroxybutyrate dehydrogenase, mitochondrial-like
Exons: 7
Coding region: 204-1283 (359 amino acids)
Molecular function (GO): oxidoreductase activity
Source: RefSeq, a predicted model, not a curated record
UUGUUCUGUCAAAUACAUAAUGCUGCAAAUGUAUCAGUUAUGGUGCAUAUGUGUUUAUGUGAGCCUGAAAAGGAGAUAUUGACCGAGACAAAGUCAAGGUGAAUAUUCGUUUCCAGAUGCAUUUAACCACAUAUGACAUGACACUGUUUUCUACGUCAUCAUUGGCUGAAUUAUAAUCACGUGUAGGUCGAUCUUGUUUAUAAAUGGCCUUCGACAUUUCCAGGAGAUUUUACGAGAUCUGUCACUAUGUAUGUUUUGCGCUGGUGCUGUGUAACGUUUUGUAUCGACACCUGUUUUACAUCGCAGUGAUGCUACUUUGUUAUGUUGGUGUAUGGAUAUACAAACGUAGCCAGAACACAUGGAUGGACAUCAAUGGUCAAGGCAUUCUGAUCACAGGAUGUGAUACGGGAUUCGGGUUCCAUGCUGUUGAGCGUUUCCACGAUCUUGGGUAUACCAUAAUUGCUGGAGUUCUUAACAUGGAGAGUAAGGGGGCCCAGAAGUUACGCAAGAAGAAGUCAAAGCGACUCCACAUCGUAAAGCUCGAUGUCACCUCUGACACUGACGUAAUGGAAGCAGUGAAAUAUAUUCAGAGUAAACGUCUUGGACUUUGGGGUGUAGUGAGCAACGCAGGUAUAAAUUUUCCUGGCGACGUCGAAUUGACGACUACUGACCAGUUCCAAAAGGUUGCGGAAGUGAACUUGUAUGGUGGUAUACGAGUCAUCAAGGGUUGUCUACCCUUAGUGAGGCGAUCUAAAGGACGAGUGGUGGUGAUUUCUAGUGCACGUGGCCUGUACUCUUGGCCCGGAGAGUCAGCUUACAACAUCACCAAACAUGGAAUCGAAACAAUGGCCGACUGCCUUCGUUUGGAAAUGAGGAAGUUUGGAGUAAAGGUCGUGGUGGUCCAACCAGGAGAUUUUGAUGGUGCUACGUCAAUAAUGAGUCCGAUACAGCUCGAGCGAAUAAAACAGGAGUUUGGAACAAUGUGGGAAAAUGCUUCGGACGAGGUAAGGAGUACUUAUGGAAAGGAGUACCUAGACAAUAUGUACCAGGCGAGGUCGACAAAGAUGAUUGACAUCACUCCAGUAUCACCUGACCCUAUCACGGACGCCAUUCAACAAGCCCUGUUCAGAAGCACGCCGUUCUCGAGAUACUUCGUCGGAGGGACAGAUGGUUACGUGGACAUUGUUGGCGUAUAUGCCAAAUUAUUCAACAUCCUCCCAGAAAGUGUCACAGACAAAUUUGCAGAAUGGUGGACAGAUUGUCAUCACUUUUCAAAUAAAUAAGAAGAAGCAGAAAAGUGUGAAAUGUUAUAAUAAAAACUUCAUCUGAAGUAAUUUUU